AAGAAGAGCAGGCUAAGAAGUAGAAAUGAGCAAACGAUUGAAGUACGCCAAACUGCGGCUUGUCAAACCGCUCAAUGCAGCCGAUCCACCAUCGAUCGUAGUCCCUGUUAAGACUGAUGUUUGCACGGAUAGAACUGUGGUUGUAAAAACUUCCAACUUUUCUGAUACAGGGGCAAAAGAGUCAUGUACGAGUGAAGAGACAUUUAUACUAAUACCCUCUGAAAAUUCGGGUGAGAAUAAUGAAAUUACCAACGAGCAAAGUACACGACGAAAAACACAAAACCCGCCUAAUGCAUCUUCAAACGACGGUCCAAAGUUCCCCAAGCUUAAAAAGAAAUCCUGUGAAGGUAACAGACUGGUUAGUAAUUUUUUGAAUACGCAAACAAAUCAAACAGCUGAAGGAGACGAUGAUUUCGAAGAAUGCAAAUCCGGUCCAAGCUGGCAGUCGAAACAAACUAAAGUACAGAGGGUCACUCGGAAGAAAAUUAGCAAGGUUCCAAAACGGAUAAAGAAUCAAAGUGAUAUUCGAAAAGUAUUUAAAAAAUACAAAAGCGACCAUGAAGUACUGCAUGAACUUCUUAAAGAACAUAGCGCUUCUGAGCAAAUCGAUCCAGAGCAGUUACAAAUUGCGCUAGCUAUGUCGCGAUCACAGGUUGAUCAGGAAUGUACUGAGAAACCUAUGAUAAGUACGAAUUCUCCUAGCAAAGAUUGUUCAGCGCCAAGUGGUUCUGUUUCGUUAGAAGAGCGUCGCAUCGUUAGCAUUCGUACUACUUUGGAGCAGUUUGGGUUUCGGUGUAAAAACAGCUACACUGACUACGAUUUGAAUGUUAUCUUUGGCAGUGAAUCAACAAAGAAUGUGAAAAAAAUUAAGCAUAAACGAGCAACGAACUUGCAAUUUAGAAGUAAGGAGGAGUUGGAUGCUUUUAUAGACUGUCAAGUAAAGAAAUCAAUUCCUUUGAAAACGAUGGAAAGGACGUCUUAUGCUGGAACAUUGCAGGAAUUAAGAAGUAUCCAAUCUCACCUGAGCAAUCAUUUUUGGAUCGCGCAAACUGAACUAUCGAGCGAUUUAUUAAUGGAAAAGUAUUACGUUCCAGAGCUUUUAAAAGCUAACCCAGCUCCUGUGGGAUGCAUGUUGAAAGAUUGGAGUAAGAUUCCGGGUCGUGAGAGAACACCCGAACGAAAUAACGAUGCAGCGACGGGGAAGAUAUUUGUUCGAAUGAAUUCUCCUGAUAUGUUUAACGAUUCUGAGAUAAUCAACAAUACGACAGCAUGCGACACAAUCGAGGAACCUUUACUAAAUAAAGUUGAUGCUGAAGAGAAUCGACAGGAGUGUGGAAUGGAAAAUGAACAAAAAUUUUACUCACAGGAAGUGUUAGUAAUCAGUUCUCCAAAUGAAUCCAGUCACACAAAAUUAAAUGUCGCUUCUCGUGUUUCUUCAAUUGCCAUCGAUACGAAGUCAUCGAUUGACCAAACCGUAGGAAAGUACGAAACAAACUCCUGUCAUAAGGAUCAAAUCCCUGUGGUGGAUGAAAGUCGUGAAAAGCAAAGAGAAAUAGUUAUACUCGACGACAAUGUUGAAGAGAACAAAGGGAACUUUAAUACUGUGACGGCUAUCUCUCAGUGCCCCCAACUCGCCUUUCAUCACAGUUCGGAAAACAUAUUCGAUGAUACGGAUCCGAAUCCUAUGGUCAGCUUCGAAGUUUAUUCAAGUGAAGAAGAAAAGAUUUCUGCUGCUUCGCAAGUGCACGUGGAAAUGAUUUCAUCCAACGGUGAUAUUGGAUCUGCAGAAAUGGCACAGAACGAUAGCAGAAUGCAGAAUGCAGAUAUUGCUAGCAAACCUAUGAAAAACAGCAAUACUUCAAACGUCAUGGAAGCACGGUUUUCCUUUGAAAGGAAUCUUUCAUUCCAUCGACUCGCGAUUAAAGCACGUCUUAGUGAGGCUUUGGAAGGAAAGGAAGGAAAGAUAGCAACUGUUGAUUUAAUAGAAAAUGCUCAUGACUUCGGCAAAACAAUAUCGAAAUCCACAGAACUGAACGUAAAUACGCCGAUUUGGAAACCAUGUGCCCAUCCUAAUACUACAGGGGAUGAUGUGAUAUACAUUUCUGACGAUGAGGUGAAUUAUACUAUUUCUGAAUCAUUGCGAGUACCUACUGCAAGUGACAUUGAACCGGUUGAACCGGUAGAAAAAAUAGAACCUACAUCAAGAAAGGAUCUGGACAUGGCAAUUCCAAAUUACGCAGCUAAAUACACUAGGCAAAUGAGUCGAUCCUCUGCAGAAGAAGAACUUGAAAUGUUAACCAGUUAUUUGCAUGAUAACGACCAUGAACCAAUCGUCACAGAAAUCAACUGUGCGGAAAAUACGUUUGCUUACCUGGACCAUUUAGUGAAGCAAUUUAACUUACCUCCGUUAAAAUCAUCGCAAAACGUGCAUAAUAGUAAUGCAGAUCAGUGCGUAUUUAAUGAGACGGACGUGAAGGAGCUCGAAAACAAAAAAAGAAAAUUUGAAAACCAUAAGAGCCAUUAUGAGGUGAAUGAUGUAAUUGCAGCUGGAAGAGCUGGGUCUCAAACUCCCAUGAUCACUAGUAAUUUGAGUACUGGAAUCGAAUCCACGUCACCAAAAGUUCUGAGUGAAAUGAAAUCCUGUUCACAAUUUGAUUUACCUAGAGGUUGUUCAGCUUUGAAGCGAACUGCGUUAGAAGCAGGGUUCCCAUCGUCCUCGAUUCCGAAUGAAGGGCAAACUCAAAAUAAUUCGAUAGGCAGUAAUUUUGAAAACAAAUUUGAUGAGUUGAAAACGGUUGCUGUAAACAUGUCGGCAAAAGAAUAUGUCAUACGUACGUCGGAAGUUAAUCAGAAGCCUCCUGCGUAUGAAGAUAUGUCAACACCAGAAAUUGAACGUGAAUUGUUUAAGUACGGAUUAAAAGCAUUAAAGCGGAGUAAAGCAAUUCGGGUGCUGCAUUAUUUGUUUGAUGAGAUGCAUCCAUAUGUGAUGUUACUAGAAAAGCAUAACACAAUACUAAUGGAAGAAGAAAAGAGUCAUUGCAAUGUGAUAGAUGCUAAGAAGAAACAUAAGCAGAUUCAGACACCCGACAGUUCGGCUGUCUUAAUAUCUCCUCGAAAAUGUGCUUUCAAAUUGGAUCUUGAUAGCAUGCAUUUUUUCCUUCCCUCCAAACCAAGGCAAAAGAUGGCGUGGUGCGCUGUUCCGCUUCAUAUUUCUUUCUUCAAUUUAGUAUCGGAAAGCAACGUCUUACAGCGACAGAUUCUGCAGUACAAACCGUUUUAUCUAGAUGAGGUUAACGGGCUUCUUAAGCAAGCUGGUUUACGCUACGAAACAAAUGAUCUGAUUGCGUUUUUCGAUAAGCACUGCAUCGCAUUUCGGAUUGCUGCUUCUUGUGGAGAUGGCACAAGUGAAUAAAGUGUCAUAACGUUCAAUUGCUUUAGUAAGAGUGUUUGCAUUCGUAAAUAGCAUUAAAAGUUCACUCUGAUGAAACUUGAUCGGCGUAUCGACCGUAUUCAUUUCCAGGAUGAUCGUAAGCAUACACCACAAACACGCUUGUAUCUUUGGUGAAAAAAUGAAAAAAAGUUUGCCAAUCACUGUGCAAAUUUACUUAGUUAAUAUAACAUGCAAUAGA
Anopheles moucheti is the source of this 3629-nucleotide messenger RNA. RefSeq names its product structure-specific endonuclease subunit SLX4 (gene mus312). Gene Ontology annotation, biological process: DNA replication; resolution of meiotic recombination intermediates; interstrand cross-link repair. Lineage: Eukaryota; Metazoa; Arthropoda; Insecta; Diptera; Culicidae. The record is from RefSeq and is a predicted model, not a curated record. The transcript is spliced from 5 exons. Gene Ontology annotation, cellular component: nucleus; Slx1-Slx4 complex. The coding region runs from base 26 to 3412 and encodes 1128 amino acids. Gene Ontology annotation, molecular function: enzyme binding.